AUGUGCAUAUACCUUCCUCCUUCACCAGGAGGUUAUAUUUCUGAUCACGAAAAAGAUGCUAAACCAUUCUGUAAUACAAAUAAACCCCCAGGAGUAACGGGUCACGUCGAUACUAUUCCUGACGGACUUAUUGCAUCAUCACAUUUCAAAUCUGGAGAUGGAUUCAUUCAAUAUACUGGUAGAAUCAAUCCAGGCGCAUACAAAUUGCAUUCAGAUGAUGAUGGUGGUCAAUACGAUAGUGUAGGAUCUCCACCAGGUGCAAAGUGUGUGGGAAAUGGUUUUGUAAAAUUCGUGAGCUUAAUCGAACCAAAAGAUAAACGUUUCUGUAUCCGUUGUUGUUCUGAUAAAAGCAAAUGUAAUACUAAUGAGAGUACUGAAGGAUGUCCAACUGUCAUCCCUGGAAAUUACAAAUAG
Entrophospora candida is the source of this 414-nucleotide messenger RNA. NCBI's taxonomy places the organism in Eukaryota, Fungi, Glomeromycota, Glomeromycetes, Entrophosporales, Entrophosporaceae. The record is from the annotation of a GenBank genome assembly.